Messenger RNA from Brassica oleracea var. oleracea, 675 nucleotides. RefSeq lists its product as uncharacterized. The record is from RefSeq and is a predicted model, not a curated record. Bases 1 to 675 code for a protein of 224 amino acids. Lineage: Eukaryota; Viridiplantae; Streptophyta; Magnoliopsida; Brassicales; Brassicaceae. The transcript has 3 exons.
AUGGGUGAUCCAUCACUUGGAUGUAAAGAUUUAAAUGGAGAAUUAAACGAGGAUGUAUACAUAACUCAGCCAGAAGGUUUUGAAAAUAAAGGGACUUCGCUCAACGUUAUCAAGCAAUUCAAAGAUGAUAUGUCAAGAAGAUUUGAGAUGUCAGAUCUCGGGAAGCUUACAUACUAUCUUGGAAUAGAAGUAACGCAAGGAGCUGAUGGCAUUCAAAUCAAGCUAGGAGGAUACGCGCAAGGUAUACUUGUCAAGACGAAGAUGGAGUCAUGUAACUAUACUCACGUUCCGAUGCAUACAAGUUUGAAAAUAUCAAAGGCAGUGGAGGAGCCUGGGAUUGAUGCAACAUCGUAUCAAAGCACCAUAGGAUGCUUAAGGUAUCUUCUUCAUUUACGACCGGACUUGGCGUUUUUGGACACCACUGAGUAUGGUCUCUUCUUCAAACGGAGUGGAACAAUGGAGAUUACAGGUUACAGUGACAGCAGCCAUAACAUAGACGUUGAUGAUGGAAGAAGCACAACAGGGUUUAUGUUCUACCUAGGAACAUCGCCGAUCACGUUGACAUCAUGCAAGCAACCCACAGUGGCAUUCUCUUCCUGUGAGGCGGAGUACAUGGCAGCUACAGAAGCCGAAAAACAAACAAUAUGGUUAAUGGUCGAGAUCAUGAACAAAUAA